UAUCACAUUUAGGUCCAAAGACUGAAUCAGUUCUAGCAUAGUAACAACUGCAGUGCAAACUGCAGAAAUUUAGGACACAUUUGCUCGUAAAUGUAAUUUUGGGACAGAUCAUGAAGCAGUUAACAUUAGUCUUGGAAACACACCUAAUUCUACUUGCAGGGAUGUGUUUUCUACCUUUGUAUCCCUACCAGAUCCAAAACUUCUUAUUCUAUAGUCCAAAAACAUGGUAUGAGGCACAAAGCUACUGCAGAGAGAAAUGCAUUGACCUGCUCACCUUUGACAACAUGAAACAGAUAGAAACAAUUGUUAAUUUUCUUGAGAACAAAUACAAUGAUGCUGUGUGGUUUGGGCUUUGGAAAGGCAAGACUCAGAGAUGGCACUGGUCUAUGCCAAGUAACGAUUUCUACAAUUAUUUGCCUUGGGGCUCCAACACAAAUUACAACUGUGGUACAUAUGAAAAUAGGAGUUUGUCUUCAGACCCUUGUCAUUACGCCAAAAAUUUUAUAUGCUUUGACGGAAAGAAAAAAGGUGCUGAGCAGUAUAUUCUCAGUUCAGCAACAAUGGGUUGGAGUGAGGCUCAAAACUACUGCAGAACCAACCACACAGACCUGACCAGUGUGAGGAAUGAUGCAGAGCAUCAGAUAAUUCAGAGUCUAGCUAAUGGUAUGGAUGUUUGGAUUGGACUCUUCAAAGACCCCUGGGAGUGGUCUGACCAGAGUAACUCCUCACUGAGAUACUGGCCAGUAGAGCAGAAAAUUUGGACUGAAGAAACUGAGCACUGCGGUGCUUUGUUGAAGAAUGAAUCUGGUAAAUGGGGGCAACUGCCAUGUUCUAACAAAUACCCAUUCUUAUGUGUCUGUAAGGUCAAAGAAACCACAGUCAAAGUGAUUAAAUUGAGAAUCAGCCUGCAAGACUCUGGGCUGGAUCUAAAUAACCCUACCAUACAAGAGAACAUCUUGAAGCAACUGAUGGCUUCAACUGGAGCUAACAUAAAUCUGAAGUGGAGAAAGCAAUCCAGUGGAAAGAUUUUCAUCAAAGAGAUUCCCUAAAGUGGCUGAGCGCUUAACACCAGUUUUCUUAUUUAUUGAUUGGUUUGAUUUGAUGAUUUUGCCAAACAUAUAACAGUAUGCUAAAUCCAACAGCACAGAGGCAGUGUAGAAGCAUAACCUACGAGUAUAAAACAAAUAAUCCAAACUGACACUUUUUCCAGGUUUAAUAAAUAUAGGCAACUAUCUUACAAGCACCAAAAUUAGAUCUGUUUGACACUGUCUGAACAGCAAAACAUUUCUGGAUUUUUAUAUAUAUAUACAUAUAUAUAUAUAUUUAUUUAUUAGGGGUGCAACG
Haplochromis burtoni (Burton's mouthbrooder) is the source of this 1344-nucleotide messenger RNA. RefSeq names its product secretory phospholipase A2 receptor. NCBI's taxonomy places the organism in Eukaryota, Metazoa, Chordata, Actinopteri, Cichliformes, Cichlidae. The coding region runs from base 111 to 1049 and encodes 312 amino acids. The transcript has 6 exons. The record is from RefSeq and is a predicted model, not a curated record.